Messenger RNA from Scleropages formosus (Asian bonytongue), 2234 nucleotides. RefSeq names its product interleukin 4 induced 1 (gene il4i1). Gene Ontology annotation, biological process: amino acid catabolic process. Bases 233 to 1762 code for a protein of 509 amino acids. Lineage: Eukaryota; Metazoa; Chordata; Actinopteri; Osteoglossiformes; Osteoglossidae. Gene Ontology annotation, molecular function: L-amino-acid oxidase activity. The record is from RefSeq and is a predicted model, not a curated record. The transcript has 7 exons.
CACACGUGAGGCCACCUGUCUGUCCAGAAAGUCCGAAGCGCACCACUGUGCGAACCCGUCCCCUGCGAACGUGCGACGGCCGCUCCACGCGCGCAACACGCGUGACUUACUGACAGUGCGCCCGCGGUCCUCCUUCACUUUCGCUUGUUCUCCGAGGUGAAUAAAACCCGAGCCAUCGAGUGAUCUCAUCAGAUUUCUGCUCCGGGACCGGAGGCGAAGAGGCGUCGAGGACAUGGGUCACAGUCACACUUCCUCCACCUGGUUGGUCCUUGCAGUCCUGGUUGCAGUAGUUAUAGCGAAUGGAUAUGAAGAUGACCCCCUGUUUAAAUGUCUCCAAGAUGAGGACUAUGACAUCCUCCUUCAUAUCAUAAACAAUGGCCUAGCACCCGCAAAGACACCACGACAUGUCGUUGUUGUUGGCGCUGGCAUCGCAGGCCUGACUGCAGCCAAAUUCUUGCAAGAUGCUGGACAUAAGGUGACGAUCAUCGAAGCCAGUAAUCGUAUUGGAGGAAGGGUGGAGACAUACCAGAAUCCUGAAGAAGGCUGGUAUGCAGAGCUUGGUGCUAUGAGGAUUCCCAGUUUUCACAAGAUUCUACUGAAGUUUUUACAGAACAUGCAUGUUAAGACAAACUCGUUCAUCCAGUACAACCCCAAUACAUACUACUUUGUGAACGGAAAGCUGCUGCGCACUUACGCAGUGCACGAUAACCCUGACCUGCUUGGAUACCCAUUGGCACCCUCCGAGGAGGGUAAAUCAGCAUCUGACCUCUUCAGCUUGGCCUUGCAACCCAUUAGAGAUGACCUGAAAAAAAGUGGAUACAACUGCAAAACAGUGAUGAGGAAAUAUGACAGUUUUUCUGUCAAGGAGUACUUGGUGAAGGAGGCCAACCUCAGCAGGGGUGCCCUGCGCAUGAUUGGGGACAUCCUGAAUGAGAACGGCUUCUUCUACACUGCCCUCACCGAGACCCUGUACAUCCAGGCUGACAUCAACGACAACACUACGUAUUUUGAGAUCACCGGCGGAUUUGACAAACUAUUGAAAACGUUCUACAGGGUUCUCAACUGCACCAUUUUAUUUGAGGCUACAGUCAAAGCCAUCAAUCAGACGAAGAGAGGUGUGACCGUAUACUUUGAGAAAAAGGCUAACAAAUAUACCCUGGACUAUGUCGCUGCUGACUACGUCCUGGUGGCGACCACAGCCAAGGCAGCCCUCUUCAUGGACUUCCAGCCUCCGCUGUCAGCGUCAAAGAUGGAGGCUCUGCGCUCAGUGCACUACUCUGGUUCCACCAAGGUGGUCCUGAGUUUCAAAGAGAGAUUCUGGGAGAACGGAGGUUACGGUGGAAAAACAAUUACGGACCUCCCAGCACGGUUCAUCUACUACCCUAGCCACAACUUCACGGGGCAAGGGGGCGCCAUACUAGCAUCCUACACAUAUUCAGAUGAAGCAGCACUCUUUGAUGGAACAGAUGAGGAGGAAUUGAAAGCCAUAAUGCUUGACAACCUGGCAAAGAUCCACGGGGAAGAGAUCCGUGACGUCUACACAGGAGGCGUGGUCAAGAAGUGGGGCCGGGACCCCUUCAGUCACGGUGCCUUUGCCAUCUUCACUCCCUACCAGAAGAUCGACUACCUCAAAGAGCUCUGCAAGAAUGAGAAGAGAAUUUACUUUGCUGGGGAGCAUGCAGGCGCACCUCAUGGCUGGAUUGAAACUGCCAUGAAAUCAGCUUUGAGAGCUGUUCAGAAAAUAAACAAUAGAAAUGUAUAACACAGAGAAACAGAACAUACCUGGUACUAUUUUUAUAUUCUUGGGAGCGGGACUGGUUGUUAUAUAGGCUGGUCAGCUGGCAGCCCAUACGGACCUCUCGGGCACCUGCAGAUUGCCGGUGGUGCCACUGUUCCACACCAGCAUUACUGUAGCUUUCCUGUGGGCUCCACGGGAACAGCAGUACACAGGUCAGCAGAACACAGAUCCAUGUGGUCUGACCCAUUAUUAUAAAUGACAAAAACAGAACUUGAAAUGGAAAAGCACUGACCAUGAAAUGGAAACAACUGUUCCGAGGACAGUUCAAUGACAUUUGACAAACCCACGUUGACAGGAAGCAUGUGGUCUUAAUAGGGAUUUGGUGCAGUACAGCCCACAUGUAGUAAUUGCUCUAAGUCUUAAUUUAACUGACACAUUUAUUCACAGUGACUUAACAUACUAGGUGUGUACAACAAGCUGCUAAUUUACUAAUUUU